AUGGGGAUAUGUUUUGAUAUAUCUACAGUCAAAGACAUCAUAGAAAUAAGCCCGAGAGCUUUGAAAAUUAUGCGCAAUCUUCAAUUUCUCUGGAUCUACAACACAAGAAGGGACACAAAUAUUAGAGUUCACGUACCAGAGAACAUAGAUUUUCCACCUCGUCUGAAGUUACUACAUUGGGAGGAAUAUCCAGGAAAGUGUCUUCCUCAUACACUUAGGCCAGAACAUCUAGUGGAACUCAAUUUAGAAAAUAGCAAGCUCAAGCAUUUGUGGGAAGGAACCCAGCCACUUGGAAAUCUCAAGAAGCUGACUUUGACAUCAUCGUUUAAUUUGGAGAAACUCCCGGAUCUUGCAAAUGCUACAAAUCUUGAGAUUUUGGAUGUGAAUUAUUGCGAGAAUUUGGUAGAGAUUCAUUCCUCUGUUGGAAAUCUUCAUAAACUAGAGAAGUUGCAGAUGGAUCGAUGUAGAAACUUACAAGUUGUUCCGACUCUCUCCAACUUGGCAUCUCUUCAAAGAGUAUCGAUAGCGGGAUGCGAACAAUUGAGGAAGCUUCCAGAUAUUUCUACGACUAUCACAGAUCUCCGAAUAGUAGACACGAUGUUAGAAGAAUUUACUGCAUCAAUUAGGCUCUGUUCUCGUCUCAAGAGUCUCUAUAUAAUUGGUAGUGCCAUUCCACAUUCCAAUCAGAACAUCUGGCUAUACUUUCCUCCCAUAUUCCUGGGGAAGAUGAACAGUACAGAGAGAUAUUGUUCGAAUUCAGCAGCUCAUCCCAGGUCAUCGAAAUUAUUGAAUGUGGUGUCCUGA
Molecule: messenger RNA, 804 nt
Organism: Eruca vesicaria subsp. sativa (arugula)
Lineage: Eukaryota; Viridiplantae; Streptophyta; Magnoliopsida; Brassicales; Brassicaceae
Source: the annotation of a GenBank genome assembly